UUGGUGGUAUCGCCCAUCCCAUCUGUUCAGCUCCAGUGAGACUCUGAUUGAAGCAGAUUGUAGGACGCUCCACCGGGUCGCAAUGGCAACCGUCGGAACAGGACAACAGCAGUAACUUUUUGUUUAGUGUUUGUAAUGUUACAGAGGCACUAUAAGUCGCUGAAGAAACUACUUUCUAAUGUGAGAACAAUUUCUCAAGUGCUAAAAUGUCCCAGGGAUGUAGAGUUUCUGUGGAAGAGCUCCAGUGUUGGUGGGAAGUCCCCGCCAUAGCGCACUUCUGCUCGCUGUUCAGGACCGCGUUCAACCUGCCUGACUUUGAAAUAGAGGAGCUGGAGAAAGCCCUGUCAGAGCAGGACUUUGACUUCCUCGGAGACCUCAUUGCUUGUCUGUUGCAGGGAUGCUACCAGCGCAAUGACAUCACCCCCGAGGCAUUCAGCGGUUACCUGGACGACAUCAUCAGCUACCGGUGGGAGCUGGAAGAAGGGAAGCCCAACCCACUUCGAGAUGGUCCCUUUGAGAAUCUGCCUCCUCGCACCCAGGUGGAACUGCUGCACCGGCUGUGCGACUACCGCCUAGAUGCCGCUGAUGUCUUUGACCUGCUUAAGGGACUGAAUGCAGACAGCCUGAGAGUGGAAUCGCUGGGGCAGGAUGGAAACGGAGCCCUCUACUGGUACUUUUAUGGCACUCGUAUGUACAAAGAAGAGCCGGUCAAGAGGAAAGCAGGGAAGAUCAGUGAAGCCACUGAGCUGACAUUACCAGAGAAGAAGAAAAGGGGAAGACCACCAAAGAAGAUAAAAUUGGAAGACCCUCAGCUAAAUGAGGUGGAAAGUGAAGUGACAGAAGUGAAGACCGAAAAUGGACUGGAAGAUGUCCGCCCUAGCACAGCAGGCCGUAAGCGAGGCACUUGGUCCCUCGUGUGUGAUACAGAGGAACAAUGGGUCGGUCUGGCUGAAAGCAUCAAGGACAAAACCUCCCCACAGGACCGCCACCUCUACCGUGUCAUCAGCCAGAACUUCCUACCUGAGAUCAGCAGCAUGAUUGAGCACAAGGAGCGGGAGCUGAAACAGAAGCUACUGGACCCAACCCCAGUUCGCAUAUCACAACGGUUCUCUGAAAAACACAUUACCCUAGAGGAGGAGGACAAUCUGAAGGCCACAGCAGAAGAGGAGAAGAAGAAAGAUGAAGAGCUGGACAGGCAGGUCCUGCUGGCCGAGCAGCGACGAGAAGAGGAAAGGCUUCAGCAGGAAGAACAACAAAGAGAAAAGAUGGAGAGGAUCAAAGCUGCGGAGGAGCGUGCAAAGAGGCGAAAGAUGCGCGAGGAAAGGGCCUGGCUACUGUCUCAAGGAAAAGACCUUCCACCUGAACUCUUGAAUCUGGAGCCUUCUUCUCCCGUCCACAGAACACGCAGGAAUAAAGCAUUCUAUGAAAUUGAUGACGACUACACUGCUCUAUACAAAGUGCUGGAGGUCUUGAAAGCCCAUAAAGAUGCCUGGCCUUUCUUGGAGCCCGUGGAUGACUCCUAUGCCCCCAAUUACCACGAGAUCAUCCAGACUCCCAUGGACAUGUCCACCAUUGAAAAGAAGCUCAAUGACGGGGACUACGUUGCUAAGGAGGAGUUUGUUGCCGACGUGAAGCUCAUGUUUGAGAACUGCAUCGAGUACAAUGGAGAAGACAGUGAGUACACCAUCAUGGCGGAGUCUCUAGAGCGGUGUUUUAGCCGGGCCUUAUUAAAACACUUUCCAUCAGAGGAUGGCGACACAGACGAGGAAUUCCACAUCAACAGUGAAGAUAAAGAGCGCAAGGACAAAAAGCGCAGUCGUGGCAGCAGUAGACAUUUGGGACCUGAAAGUCUGAUCAGAGCCACCGAGCAAGUCCAGCGUAAGCGAAACUCCCAAGGGGGCAAGGGCAGCGCACUGUCAGAGGAAGAGGACAGCAAACCAACACGACCACCUCUUCCCCUUCACUGGGCCAACGGUCCCCCUCACCCCCACAGCCUGCCUCCUGGCCAGCAGCACAUUCAUGAAGGAGACAUCAGGGGCAUGUACCACCCAGGGCAACAGCUCCGUCGUCCACCCGGCCCCCCUGGUCCUCAUGGCCCACACAUGUAUGGCCAAAGAAUGCCCAUGGAUCCCCGCUUCUCUUACCCAGCUCACAUUCCCAGGCAUGGAGACCCCAGUUUGAACCGCUUACCCCACAACUUUAACAUGCAGCAUCGCAUGGUUGAAGGACAUCACAUGGGUCCUAGGUAUCAAAUGGUGGCAGAUCCUAACCAGCAGCAACCUUCACACCAGCAGCAGCACCCUUACAUGGGUCCGACUCAUGGCCCGUCUCUGGGCCCCCGUCCCCUGGGCCUCCAGCCUGGCCCUCCUCCUGAAGCCAGCAUGUAUCCGUCCCACCACCGUCCAGAGGGCCACACCAUGCACUCCAUGGGCAACAGAUUCCCAGGGCCAGAGGGACCACCUCAGCACAAUUACCCAGGCUUAAGGCCCUCUGGUAUGGGCCUGUCCAACAUGUGGACCGGUAUGAAUCACCAGGAGAGACCCAAUGGGAUGCGCAUGCAGGAUCCCAACAUGGUGAACCAGCGCAACUUUAGUUACGGUGGAGUUCCCCCUCCAGUGGGGCAUAAACCGUGGCCGGAAGCUGCUGGAUACCCCAACCCUCCUCCCAAUGCCCAGUAUCAAAUGUCUGCAGCGGUCAGCUCCCCGGGGCCCAUGUCCUCACGCCCCCCUGUUCCCCACCCAGACUCCUCUGGCAGGACACGCUUGGCUUCCAUGCUGGAAAGCCCAGAGAUGCUGGCCCUGCAGCAGCUGUCAGCCUCUUCUGGACCCCCUGCUGGUGCCCCUCAUCAGCACAUGGGCAACUUUCAGCAGCCUGGGCCCCCAUCAGGAAUUGGCAGCAUCCCAGCUCACCCCUCUCAGCAGCCUCCCCCUGCCCCUGAGGUUCAGCUGCUGCGUCCUGCUAGAGACAAUGGGCCAGACAGCCAGCCUUCCCAACAGACAGACAUGCAGCCCAAAGACGCAACAUCAGAGAACAAAAUGGCUGCCAGCAACAUUUCUGAUGAAGCUUCAUCGCACCAAAUCACUGUUCCACUUAACCAAGAGCACCCAUCCAUCCGUAGCCCCACAGAUCACCAUGCUGGGCCAGCAGAGGGAAUGCAGAGCCCCCCAGCCUCUAUCUCGGGCAGAUCACAGGAGAAUCCGUCUGGACAAGGGCUCCCACAGAGUUCAACAGAGAGCCACAAGCAGGAGGUGGACGGCCUGAGACAAUCUGCCAGCCACUGUCCCAUUCAACACACCGGUGCCAUUACUGUUUCACCCCAUCUCAACCCAAGUAACGACAGCUCCACUGAUCCCACACAGAGCAGUCCACAGCAAAAAGCUCAGAGCCCCGCACUUCUUCACCAGAACGCACCGCCACUGCAUGUCGCAGCAUCUCAGAAUCAGCAAAUGUCAGAGAGCAACUUGUCACACGUGCAGAACGCACAUCAGCAAAGUGAACAGCUGAACAUCCAAAAACAGCAGCAACCUCAGGCAACCCAGAGUACACCUCCCCAGUGCCACCCUCAGCGCUCCCCCCAGCAGAUGACCCAGGGCACACAGCAACACAAUUCUCUGCUUACCCCUCAUCACGUCCCCCAAAACAUCUCUCCGCAACGUCCUACACAGAGCAGCCCCAUGCAUGGGAUGACACAGAGUGCUGCGCAAGGAGCCCAGCCUGGUCCUUCUCAGCCAGCUCCUCUCACCUUCUUGCCACCCAGUCAUCCUCCCCCGCUAUUACCUUCCCAGCCUAGCUCAGCAGACCACGGAGAUCAAAGACCUAGUGAGCCUACAAGUAGACCGGACACAGACGGCACUGCCGUUCCCCCACAGCACAUGGUGAAAGCCGGGCCUCCAAACGGUAUCUAUAAACACCAGGCUUUUAGCCCCAAUCAGCAUCAAACCCAGCUGGUGGCUAGUAACCCCGGUAUGCUGGCUCAGAGAGGCCCAGCACCUUCUCACUCUCAAGGCCAGGUAAAUGGAGCCAUGGGACCAUAUGGCAUGGGGAACCAUCCACAUCCACACUACAGCCAGACGAACAUGACCAGGCCCAUGCCGCCCUCUGCUCACCACCCUUAUCACAACCAGGCUAUUAACCCCCUCCACAAUCCUGCUCAGCACCCCACCUAUCACCAGCAGGGAGGGACUGCCUACUCCUACCACACGCCAGGCCAGCAGCACCCUCAGGCCCACCCCAACAUGUACCCACCUCAUCAGUACCAGCAGCAACACUACUUCCCACAACCCCACCCCCAAGCUCAGGCCCAUAACCAGGCCAACAGUAGAGGGAGUUAUCCUCCAGAAGAGUGGCACCGGUCUCAUUAUCAGUCUCGCCAACCGAUGCCACCCAGUGCCUACCUACCUGUAGCUAGUGCCAGAGGCAAUGGUCAGUUGAAGGAGAGCAGUGUGUCACCACUGGGCUCUGAGGGCUCCAGUGGUGCUAGUUUGGUGUCUCCUGGCCCCGUGCCUGAAGUAGGGCCGCCACACCCUGGAGGCCCAGAGGAGAGGAAGUGUGAAAGCAGGGAGCAGGCCAGUGGAUGCAGCGGCAGCGGUGGCAGCCCAGCAAAGCAGGCUCAUGCGGAGAGCUCAGAGCGACCUGAGAGCCCUAAAGAAAUCCUGGACCUCGACAGCCAUAAUGCCGCCGCCCGCCGCCGUAGCGCCCAGCCACCUCAACAGCACCCUCCUGCCUCCGCUGCGCACAUGGUGUCUGGCUUCAUGUACGACCCUCGUGCCGUCCACCCCGGUAUGCAGCGAGGUGGCGUUCCUCCACCCCACAUGAUGUUUCAGACUCACGGAAAUGGCAACAGAGCUCCUUACCCCGGCCAGCCAUACCCAGAUCCAGGACGCUAUGCCGCCCAAAGACCUCACCCACACCUGAUGGAGGCUCUGCAGCGGCCCCAGCAGCUGCCUUACUCGCCGGGUCAGACACGCAUGGCCAUGUACGGACACCCCCGGCCUGCGGGGCACUUCCAGGGCAUGAUGAUUCAGCAGAGAGGCCUGCCACCAGAUCACUUCCUACACCCAGGGCAACAGAUGAUGGCUGCUCCAGGCGGCCCUAGCAGUAAACAAGGAGUGUGACAAGUACCAUAUCAGAGCAUGUUAUCAUCAAAGAACAUCUGGACAAAGCAGUUAGCCAAAAGGAAGAACACGUGGGCAUGCCGACCGAGCUGACAGAGACUUUAGAUGGGACACUUUGCUCCACAUACAUCUCUUACUGAUUUUCUUACACUGGACAAGAACUUUUGGCUCUGUUUUGCCCACCACUGAACUUGGAAGAUCCAACUAGGCAGCUGGUAUUACUGAGAUGAUAAUAAUGUGAAAUGCUAUUGAGCCCUGGAGAACAAUUCUCUCUUUGCUUGCCCUUCUUCACAUGGAGCUCCGUGGAACUGCAGAAGAAGGGCAGCCUUUUUUAACCACUAGGCCAACCUGCCCAACACAGAGGACCCUGCCUCCAGGAAACACUGGACAGCCCUCUCCUCUUUGAGCAAUGGAAAUAUGAAUGGAUUAAAGGACGCUGAACACAGCCUGCCUGUCUUGGCUGUAGUGCUUUGAUGGAGCUGUUAAUCUACUGACCGAACUGUGAUGAAGACGAGAGGGACUGUUGUUUUUACUGCUAUUUUUUUCUGUUCCGACCCCUAUCUUUUAAACUCAGGUGUAGAAAAGGAGGUACUAUGAGACUGUCACCCUAGCCCAGUCAGCCCCCUUUGCAAUUGCCUUGAUCUCCUUUGUGAAUGUAUGAGUGAAUGUGUAGACAAUAAGGUGUGUACAGCAGAUUAGCUGCAUGUGAAGGGGCAUAAACGCUGAUCACUUGUCAGAAGCAUAAAACCGUCCUGAAAAAGGCCCAGUUACUGUCCAUUUCCACCCCCAAGUCUAUGGUGUUUCUCUCUAGUUCUGGAGUAAACACACAGUAUAUGCAUCUUUCAAAGCUGCCUUCAUUGUCAAGAAUGUCUGAUUAGCAGAGAGGGACCGGCAAAGAUGGCGCAAUUUGUAUCAGACUUUACCUAACUCUCUGUUAUGCACUAUGGAUUUCGUUAGUCUAGACAUCCUGGAAUUGAGUGGCCUUGGAUGGUCUUAUUUUUUAGUCAAACACGUAUAUGUAUGAAAAUGUAUCUCUUGUUCCAGAUGAGGGAACUUCUAAAAUGACAUAUCCUGCUAGCUGGUAAAUGCACAUACGCAGAACAAACACAUCAAAUCCUGCUGUUUUUUUUUUUUGUUUUUUUUUAUUGUGACAUUUGUUGCAUUCCACUUAACAGUGUGUGCUUUCUUUUUUCAUUCAUGGCCCUUCCCUUUGCAUGGUUGCUUCUUUGAGUGCUUCCUCUUCCCCAUGUCAAUGCUAAACGUAUGCUCAGGGUGUACAGUUUCUAUAUACGGGUAUUUUUCUGCAUUAUUUGAAGGAGAAGAAGGAAAACGGGACUGCAACCGUGGCAAAUCAAUCCACCUCAUGCGAAGGACGCAACUUUUAAGGGUCUGUAUUCAUUAUUCCAUAACAAUAUUUAGCUUAUCACACUGCCAACCUAUUUGAAACCCUGUCGUUUUUCAUUUUCGUCGAAGUUGAUUUGAAGUGAGAAGGAUCAAAUUUGAGUGAUUCUACAUUCCUGUUGAUCUGAUAUAAUAUCGUUUCUCCUCACAAUUAAUUGGGGCUCUCUUCUGACAAAUUUUUAAGAGCAACCAAUGUAUUUUAUCAUAACUGAUGUGGACUGUGGAGGUUUUGUCCUGCACCCUACUCCCUCAUCACAUCCAUGUUGCACCUGUGAACCCCACUUGUGCAGUUUAGUGAUGGCAGCAAAUUAAUCUACCUCAUCUAGCCAGUCAAUGGCAUCUACUGAGUCCCUCCACUUCCUCUCCUGCUCUGCCAGACGCCCGUGGGUCGACAUUUUGUGACCAGCUGACGUUUUUAGCACCACUUUUAGUUUGUAGGUUUACAAAACUGACAAUGAAAUGGCCUUACAGUACAUGACCGUCUUGGUCACAGGUUGCUGUGAAAGUGUACACUAUCUUUUUAAUGGGACAGCACUUUCAUUCUCAGUUUUUUUUAAAUGGAGUAUGGUGGACAAUAUUACAUCACAUGUCUAAAAUGGUACUCUGUAAAUUGGUCUCUAGUUGUACAGAUUGCAUGCCUUCCUGCCUAAAGGUUGUGGAAACUAGACAAAGUAGGCAGUAUCUCAGUCUAGGGUCUGUAAUAGACUGCAUAGAGUUUGGCGGCAUUAUGGGGUUUACUAUGUUCCUUAGUAAUAGGUACCCAAGGCAUUGUAAGGAAAUAUUUGAGGGAGGAUGAUGGAAUAGGAAAGUGCUAGAAGCUGUGAGACAAUUUUUUAAAUGUGUCACACAAGACUUGCUAUUUUGUUAAAAUAGGGAAUUGUCUCAAUAUUUAGUGGGCCUAAUAGGGCCACUUUUGAGGUAGCGUGUUCACUUGAGCUGUCUAAUGUAUGAAGGACAGUGUUGAUUUUAAAGGUCUGAGGUUGGUAUACCGUCUUAUGCUGUACAGAUGUGUGUGUGUGCGUGUGUUUGUGUGUGUGUGUGUGUUUCUGGUGCAUAGAAUCGGCGCCAGACGAUCGGAAGUGUGCAUUCAUCCCUCACUUUUACUCUGCUGUCAUCUCUCUCUGCACUAGUGAAAACCAUUUUAGAUGUGAUUAAAUGUGAAUCAUAUUUAUUUUUUCCCUUUUAAGAAUUUUUGUACAUUUUUUGGACUUGUUUUAAUAUAAAUGUGGUGUCUUUUUUUUUUUUUUCUUGAUGUUUUUAAGCAGUCGUCUUUUACCUCAGUAGCAUGGUGGCAUUGGAAAAAAAAAAAGACCUGUGCGUUUUAAUUUUUAAGUGACGUUUACAAGUUCUUAUCUGACUGACAUAGAUUAUUUUGGAAAUGGAAUCGAGUAUUUUCUAUACUGUACAUUUCUUAGAAAUAAAUCACUUUUCUCGAACAAGA
This is a messenger RNA of Sebastes umbrosus (honeycomb rockfish), 7956 nucleotides long. RefSeq names its product cat eye syndrome critical region protein 2. Gene Ontology annotation, biological process: chromatin remodeling. The record is from RefSeq and is a predicted model, not a curated record. The transcript has 19 exons. Gene Ontology annotation, cellular component: CERF complex. Gene Ontology annotation, molecular function: protein binding. Bases 207 to 5114 code for a protein of 1635 amino acids. NCBI's taxonomy places the organism in Eukaryota, Metazoa, Chordata, Actinopteri, Perciformes, Sebastidae.